AUGCCGCAGCAGCGCGAGGUCAAGACGUGCGAUCGCUGCCGGCACUUUAAGCGCCGCUGCGAUCUCGUCAAGCCCUCGUGUUCUCGCUGUCUACAGGCCGGUGUACGAUGCAGCUUUGAUACUGCCGCUGUUUCUGUGGCUUCUACUUCUCCUGGUGUCUCCACCAUCACCGUCCCCAUCAUUGAUAUACCGUAUUCGGCGUCUCCUACUCCAGCCUUCAUGCCUACCACAACGCCCACCUCGGGUCCAGCUAUUUCAUCAGCAUCUCCCGCUCAAGACUCGCAACAGAGUCUUUCUGCUGGAAAUCCUACCCCUCCAACCACAUCAACCGAUAGCCCGGCGUCUUCCACCCAGGCUUUCGGCUCCGGUGAGGCCGGGGCGGACCCGGUCACGGAACCCGAUGGCCCGGAGCCCGGCGAAUCAAGCAUGCCCUCCGCCCAGCGUGUUGUUCGAAAACGCAAACGUAACUGUCUCAGCUGUUUGAGAUGUCACCGGCUCAAGGUUAAAUGCGACAAGGAACUUCCAUGUGGACGGUGCAAGUCAAGUGGUAAUGGCCGUGACUGUUAUUACAGCUUCAACAAGGGGCCAAAUGGGGGCAAGUUUCCUUGCCCAACGGCCCCAGUAAAGGGCGAUGACAGUAAGGGGCCCCAGGCGGCAUGGCAGAUCCAGCACAAGGUCCGGGGAUCUAGCCACUGGAGGGAUCUAAUGACCAAGAUCGGCAAACUGACGAGUAUGGACUCAACACCACUCGCAUUGGCUCUCGAGGAUGUUGCUACCAACGCUUGUCUGGCCAAUUUUUCAUUACCGGGCAAUUUUCCCUUUGGUACCCCUGGCGCAGCUAAGUAUUUUACUCGAGAAGCUGUCGUAAAGCUUGUUGAGGGAGAGAAACCCAGAUGCCAGUCUUAUAUCGACAGAUAUCUCAACCUGCUGGAAACAGUAAACCCGGUACUCGACGUCGAGUUGUUCAGUCGAGAAGUAGAGCAGUACUGGCAAGAUCCUUAUUCUGCUAGUCUCGACUGGAUGUCACUGUUUCUUAUGGUGCUUGGUUUGGGAUGCUUCUCAUCCGUUGAAGAGCCCCAUCAAGCGACAGAGCUUAUGAUGGCUGCCGAAGCCUGUCUGGUACAAACACCCGUCAUGUUCCGACCAACGUUCUUAUCGCUACAGAGCCUGACUCUGAUGGUGGUUGCAAAACACAUAUGCAACCCCACGUGUUGGGCUAUUGACUCCUGCUGGACUCUACUUGGUAUGGUGGUGAGAACAGCCUUCAUCUACGGACUACCGCAGGAAACAGGCGCUGAAGACGGCGAGGCGCUUGAUGUUAGCGAACGAGAUGCGAGGCGAAAACUGUGGCUCACUAUCCUCUACCUCGACAUCAAGGUUUCUAUGUGCAAUGGCAUGCCGCCCGUGACGAGACCGGAGGAUCUAUGCAGCAUCAGGAAUACGCCUAAUUGGGACCAACCGGAUAACCUCCACAUGGUUCUCUACCGAGCUCUUCCCCUUGUGCUGGAGAUUCUGGCGCACGUCAACUCCAAAGACAGUCAGGUCUCUUACCCAGAGGUGCUUCGGUACAAGGUGCAGAUUAGGGAACUCAUGACAUAUGCCAAGCGAGUCUGCAAUAGUCAGCUCCAACGCAUCACAGUGGACAUCUUUCUACGACGAUGCAUCAUGGUUUUACAUCGACCAUUUGCCAUGCACCCGGAAGGACCCAGCAUGUUUCCAGAGUCAUAUUGGGGAUCCCUCGAGUGCUCCCUCGCCCUGCUAGUCCACUAUCGGGAGAUGUGGUGCAGCGACAAGAGCCUGCGCCUUGAUCUGGUAGGGAGAGCCUUUGUGCUCGACUUCUUCUCUGCCUCGCUGACGGCGUGCCUCCAUGUGCUGAGAAAAGAUGCGCCCCUGGCUGCGGCGCCGGUCAUGGACUCGCAGAUCCCACCUCGGCAGAUCAUCCUCGACACGUUGAGGAGUUGCUUCGAGAUCUGGAGUGUUGAGAAGGAGUCGAGUGUUUGCUACCGAACGGGAUAUGCAAUUCUGAUGGCAGUGCUGGAGGUGCUGCCAGAGACGUCUGAAACGAAUUAA
Molecule: messenger RNA, 2070 nt
Organism: Fusarium keratoplasticum
Lineage: Eukaryota; Fungi; Ascomycota; Sordariomycetes; Hypocreales; Nectriaceae
Exons: 2
Coding region: 1-2070 (689 amino acids)
Biological process (GO): DNA-templated transcription; regulation of DNA-templated transcription
Molecular function (GO): DNA binding; zinc ion binding; DNA-binding transcription factor activity, RNA polymerase II-specific
Source: RefSeq, a predicted model, not a curated record